Trichomycterus rosablanca is the source of this 2706-nucleotide messenger RNA. It is a transcript of the gene acss2l, whose product is annotated as acyl-CoA synthetase short chain family member 2 like. The transcript has 18 exons. The coding region runs from base 60 to 2084 and encodes 674 amino acids. NCBI's taxonomy places the organism in Eukaryota, Metazoa, Chordata, Actinopteri, Siluriformes, Trichomycteridae. The record is from RefSeq and is a predicted model, not a curated record. Gene Ontology annotation, molecular function: acetyl-CoA synthetase activity; AMP binding.
AUAGGAACAAGAAGCAGAGAGCUAUAAGCCAUUUCUGUUUUUAGAUCUGUCUGAUAAGCAUGGUUAUUCCAGGGCUUCAGGACAAGGAGGUGAAAAUGUUUUAUCCUCCAGAGGAACUGCAGAUGGAUGCACAUGUUCCUGAUUUUAACUCAUAUCUUGCAAUGUACAAAAAGUCUAUUGAGGAGCCUGAAGAGUUCUGGAAGGAGGCUGUUCAGGAAUUCUACUGGAAGGCAUCUCCCACCGGCCAAAUGCUGCAGUACAACUUUGAUGUCAGCAAGGGUCAGGUUUACAUCAAGUUCAUGGAGGGAGCCAAGACCAACAUGUGUUAUAACGUGCUAGACCGCAAUGUGUUUGACCACAACCUUGGCGAAAAAGUUGCAUACUACUGGGAAGGAAACUCACCUGAUCAUCACAUGACCAUUACAUACAGCCAGCUGCUGAAACAGGUGUGCAAGUGUGCGAAUGCUCUUAAACAGCUGGGGGUGAAGAAAGGUGACAGAGUCGCCAUUUACCUGCCAAUGAUCCCGGAGCUCGUGUUCACCAUGCUGGCGUGUGCUAGAAUCGGAGCUGUACAUUCGAUUGUGUUUGCAGGAUUCUCUUCAGACUCUCUGGCCGAGAGAAUCGUUGAUGCCCAGUGUAGCGUCCUGGUGACCGCAGACGGCGUUUACAGAGGGGAGAAGCUGAUCAACCUAAAGCAGAUUUCAGACGAGGCCUUGAAGCACUGCCAUGAAAAAGGCUCAUUGACAGUUCAGAAAUGUCUGGUUGUAAAGCAUUAUGCCUUCAGAACCACCGAUGCCUGCAGUAAGCUACAGACACCGUGGAACGUGAAGUGUGAUGUAUGGUGGGAUGAAGUGGUGGAUACGGCAUCAGAACAUUGUGAACCUGAGUGGAUGGAUGCUGAAGACCCUCUUUUCAUCCUCUACACCAGUGGUUCUACAGGCAAACCCAAGGGAGUCCUGCACACAAUCGCCGGCUACCUGUUAUACACAUUCCUGACAUUUAAAUAUGUCUUUGAUUAUCACCACAAUGACGUGUACUGGUGUACAGCAGACAUUGGCUGGAUCACAGGUCACUCCUACAUCACGUAUGGCCCAUUAGCCAAUGGAGCAACCAGUGUACUGUUCGAAGGCAUUCCAGUGUACCCUCAUGUGGGCAGGCUUUGGGAGAUCAUAGAGAAGUACAGAGUUUCGAAAUUCUACACAGCACCCACUGCCAUCAGGCUGCUCAUGAAGUAUGGCAGAGAGCCACUGCAAAAAUAUGAUCUGUCCAGUUUACGGGUGCUGGGCACUGUGGGAGAGCCCAUAAACCCAGAGGCCUGGUUCUGGUACUAUAAUGUUGUGGGGCAAGGGAGAUGUCCUGUAGUUGAUACCUUCUGGCAGACUGAGACGGGGGGUCAUGUUCUAACUCCGCUGCCUGCUGCCACACCACUGAAGCCUGGCUCUGCUACUUUACCGUUUUUUGGCGUACAGCCCAGUAUCCUGAAUGAGCAUGGAGAGGAACUGGAGGGAGAGGCUGAAGGCUACCUGGUCUUUAGAAAACCCUGGCCGGGUAUUAUGCGGGGCAUCUACGGAAAUCAAGAACGUUUUCAGAACACUUACUUCAAAAAGUUCCCUGGGUUUUAUGUGACCGGAGAUGGCUGCAGAAGGGACAAGGAUGGCUACUACUGGAUUACAGGCAGGAUAGACGACAUGCUCAACGUUUCUGGUCACUUGCUGAGCACAGCUGAAGUGGAGGCGGCGUUAUCGGAGCAUUCUGCAGUGGCUGAAGCGGCCGUUGUGAGCUGUCCUCAUGCCGUGAAGGGCGAGUGCAUCUACUGCUUCAUCACACUGAAAGACAGCAGAGAGUUUAACCACACACUCAUGGAGGAGCUUAAGAGAAAAGUGAGAGAAAAGAUUGGACCCAUAGCCACGCCGGAUUUCAUCCAGAAUGCGCCGAGCCUGCCCAAAACUCGCUCAGGAAAGAUCAUGCGGCGUGUUCUGAGGCAGAUCGCCCGUAAUGAGAAGGACCUGGGUGACCUUUCCACUCUGGCUGAUCCCAAAGUUGUAGAGGUGCUUUUCAGCCAGAGGUGCCAAGCAGCAGCAUGAUGAAAGUGACAAGUUGCUUUAAUACCCUGUGAUGCCACUUCCAACUUCCAGCUGGUCUUGAAACAGCUUUAAUCAAAGCAUUCUUUUGGAUUAUAGGUUUUGAUUCUGACCCCAAUUCAGAAAUGAGCACAGCAGGCUGGCAUUUGAGUCCCGGCAUUACUACAGAGGUCCAGAAAAGCUUAAUUGUCCUUGUAAUCCUUCAGAAAACUAUCCAGUUAAUGGUACCAGUUUGUGUACACAGAAUGGGCAGUCAGUGUUUAGCGCUCCAAAAAUUGAUAAUACAUGACGGGCAGUUUGGAAAGAUGCAGUGGCUCAAGAGAAAUCUCUUUUUGAUAGCUGAGACUUAGGGAAUAACCAAGUUUUGACAGUUUUUUGCACCAAAAUGUAUUAACAGUAGGUAUGUAUGUUUUUCUGUAGGUUAAAUUUGUGGUAAUGCUCAAUACCUAAAUGUUUUUGAUGUUUUUGGUUUUAUGAUUUGCUGUUUUAGGGCCGUAAAACACUAUUGAAUAGUUUAUUUGCUAUGUAAAUAAAAUUGACAUUACUGUUUGUUCAGACAAUGAACGGUUUAUUGUACUAUGCACAUCGUAAUAAAUUAAGAUUAAAAGGAGUGUGGGUAAACCUU